This is a messenger RNA of Drosophila serrata, 4335 nucleotides long. Its product is annotated as solute carrier family 22 member 3. Gene Ontology annotation, cellular component: membrane. Gene Ontology annotation, biological process: transmembrane transport. Gene Ontology annotation, molecular function: transmembrane transporter activity. The record is from RefSeq and is a predicted model, not a curated record. NCBI's taxonomy places the organism in Eukaryota, Metazoa, Arthropoda, Insecta, Diptera, Drosophilidae.
AAACAUCUCAUUGUCUGUCAUUGAAGCCUCAGCAAGAAACAAUUCAAAAUUAAACAAACUUAUUGGCAAUCAGAGUGCUUAAAACAUUAACUAAUAAAUGAUAUAUUACUGAGAUAGUGUGCGUGGGAAAACGAAUAAAUUUCGAGUUAAAUGAUUUAACUUAGCGGGGAAGUUCUCGCCAUUUCGACCGGGUUCGAACGCAUUAUGCUCACGGACAUUGGCAGCAGCAGCGCGAACGGUAUCGGUAUCGGUAAUGGCACCAAUGGCCAUAAUGUUGGCAAUGGUCAUGGCAACAGCAUCCUAGUCAGUGGCAUUCAUUCGCUGAGCGGCUCCUCCAGCGGCAUUUUCAGUGCGAGCAGCGAAAAGUUGGCAACGCGGAAUGACGAGGCGAGCUCCAAGAAGGGCAGCAACUGUGAAGGCGAUGAAGAUGAGGACGAUGAGGAUGAUGACGACGACGAUGAUGAUGAUGAUGAGGAUGAAACUACGGCAGAAUCCCCCCUGCUGCCCCUGAAGGACGACCUCGAGCCAUCGCCCACUCGAGUCCAGAGUUCCUCGCACAUAUCAGCCAGUAGGUCACCCCACCAGUACAGCACCGUAGCAGGCGACCACGAACUUGGGCCAGCUCAUCAGCACCAGCAUCCGCACCAGCAUCCGCCGCCACCCGCUUCCAACGAGUGUCGUCGUCGCAGCUCGCUGACCAGUUGUCCGAAUUCCCUGCCUUGUGACCACGUCGAGAGUCCGCAAGGAGAGGCGAACAACAACAGCAGUAGCACCAGCAACAAUAACAACAAUAACAUCAACGAGGGAGGAUUCUAUUCUCACCUGUCCAGCAGCACUCCCAGCCACAAGCACCAGCACGAAUAUCAGCUGUAUCCCAACGACACCUUUGCCCGUCUAGAAGGGAAGUCAGCGAGACCAAAUACCAAGAUGCAGACUAAAGUGGAUGCAGUGGGUCGCAUCACUGGCCCCUGGGGCAAAUGGCAGCUACGGACUGUGCUCCUGAUCUUUCUUUGCAAGAUCCCCUCCUCCUGGUUCAUGGCCUGCAUCAUUUUCACGGCGCCGGCACCCCGACACGGGGAGUUCUUCUGCAAACCACCAAACACGAUCGGAGCCCAGAACCAGACGCAGUGGAUCAAGGUUUCCCAUCCGCAAAAGGAGGAGAGCGACGAUCAGGAGUUCUCCAUCGACUUUUGCAAUGUGUACCAGGAUGCCCAGGAGCACGCCCAUCAUUACUACAAUUACGAGAACAGCGAGCAGGAGCCGCGAGUGUGGGAGAAGCCCCUGCACCGCAACUCUAAUGUGAUUCCCUGCACCGAGUUUCAGCACGAAUCCGACUACCAUUCCGUGGUGACCCAGUACGAUCUCGUCUGCUCUCGGGACAUCCUCGUCUCAGUCACACAGUUCUUCCAUCUCUUCGGUGUGCUCACUGGGGGCAUUCUGGCCAAUCAGCUGCUUAAAUAUUUCAGUCCCCGAAAUGUGAUGCUCUUUGGCAUGAUCACACAGAUCUUCUGUGGAAACCUAACGGGCCAUGUUGCCUCCUACGAGCUGCAUGUCUUCUUCCGGUGCCUCUCCGCCGUCUGCUGUGCCCAGAUGUACACCGCAGGUGGCCAGAUCAUGGCCGACAUAACGGGUGGGAAGUAUAAAACCUGCGUCUCCACACUCUUCGAGCAGUUCUGGUCUAUUGGGGUGAUGAUGCUGCCCGGAGUGGCCAGCUUCUGGUCCAGUUGGUCGCAUCUCUACAUGGCCAUCUCAUGGCCCACGGUGAUCCUCAUCUACCUAUGGCAGUGGAUUCCCGACUCGCCACGCUGGCUUAUCGCCCGGGGUAGGGUGCAGGAAGCCAAGAAGAUCUUGCUGGAGUGCGCCGAGGUGAAUGGAACGCGCUACAACCUGCCCCACGACAUCGACCAGCAGCUGGAGCUGCAGGCACAGACGGCGAUGGACGCCCCGCCGCCGAGUGGGUGGUGGUCUAUGUGGAAGGGCGAGCGUGCGGUGCGGCACAUGGUGUGCGUGCACCUGGCCUGGUCGCUCUACAUCGUCGUCUACUACGGCAUGCUGCUCAACAUACGCUCCUUCAGCCGCGAUCACCUGUACAUCAACACCUUCAUCGCGGGCUUCAGCGAGAUGGUGGGCACGUUCAUUGGCCUCUUCCUGAUCCUGAAGACCACCCGCAAGUGGCUGUGGACGGGGCUCUUCAACAUUGUGGCGGGAUGUAUUGCCUACUGCGGCUGGUUGGUCCCCAAGAGUGUGAUCGGAGUAGACCUGAAUGUGGCCCUGCUCAUGUGCUCGGCAAUGGUGUCCAAAAUGGCCAUCUCGACGACGCUCAGCAUCCUGACUACCUGCACUGUGGAACUGGUCUCUGAUGACAAAAAGAAAAUCACCGCCUUCUCGACCAUCUGCUGGGCUCGCUUUUGGCUGCUAGGAGCUCCCUUUAUUGGGUCCACAGUGGUCCUGGGCCAACUCAUUCCCCAGACGGCCUUUGCCUCGCUGGCCAUCUGGGGCGGAUUCUGCACCGCCUUGAUCAGCAGCCCAAGGACACAUCCCAUCUCAAGACCCGCGUCGCCGGCUGCCCAGAGUGCACAAAAUGUGGCCUCCCAGUUCACCAUCAUCGACGGCAUGGACAACAAGGGCUACACGCCCAGCUCGAAGCCAACCAUCCAUGCGAACAGCACCAUUAGGAAACUGACCACGCCGCAAUCAAAUCUACCUCCUCAACUGAUGCCCGGCAUUUGGACGACCAAGAUAAACGAGGAUGGCCCACCAAUGUGAUCUGCUCCAACGCGAGAUUAGGUUGCGCAGGAAAAAGCUGUUUAACAAGGAUGGGAUUGACAGAACAGUUGCUUAAAGCGAUGUUAGCUUGGAGAAGUACUUGCUUUUGCACGGGGGAGGUCUCGAGAUACUAACUUACCAUUCUCGAGCCUUGCCUAUGUAGAGCUUGAUAGGAUUUAGGAACAUAGUUCUAAUGUUUAAUUGUAGAAGCAGCUGUUCAAAAUUAAGCUAAUGCAGUGCAGACAGUUAGAACCUUGGGUUUUGUUCACUUUGGUGGUGCUGUGACUUGUAAACUACAGUCUACAAAUUUGAUAUACACUAUAUAUACUUAUAAAGCCCCUUUAUUACGUAAGGGGCACCUCCUUUUGUAACGCACACUAGCAAACUUUUUUGAGGGGAAGUCCGAGGCAGACCUAGCUCUUUUCGCACACUUAAAAAGUAGGAGCUCAACUUUACCCUAGUCCCAAAAUAAAAGUGCUCAAAUGAGGAAUAUAUUAGGCACCCUAGGUAAAAAAAAUACCAACAUUUUUUAGUAGUCAACUCUGAAGCUUAGAUCUUUGGGCAGAAGAGUCCCUAACCAAAUCCGAUUAAACGGAAAAAGACGCUCGCAAAGGCAGCCCAAAAAUAAACCACUAAUUACCUAUAUAUGUAUAUUUUUCAUUAAAUCUAAUUUAGGGCAUAGUUUUAUAGUUUAGUUAAUCCCCGGAAGGCCAUAAACACACAUGAAUCUGGGUUUAGCUUCAGCGCAGCCAUAAAAAGUAGUCUCAUAAGCCUAGUACGUCGGUCGAAUGUGGAACACGCCCCGAGAGACAAGCCCAGUAUUACGCAGUCACAAUUAAACCAAAACCGAUCCGAACCGAACCGAAUCGAACCUCAUGUAGAACCCAUUUAAUAGAAAUGCCAACUAUUGGCGGUUGAUCCUUCUAAAGGCCUGCGGUUCCACAUUUUAGUGAUUGUGUUGUAAACACCUGGAGAGAAUUUCAUGAAAAGACAUACAUAUAAGAGUAGUCACACAAUAAUUAAAUAUUAUAGAAAACUUCAAUUACCUUUCUCGACUUCUAAAUAAUGAAUUGCAAGGGGCAUAGAGGAAAUCAAUAAUUUUAGAGUAACUAUUAAUUACUUUAUUACCAUUAUGUAUUAUGAAUUAACAAUUAUCAAUUACCAAGCUAAUUUUAAUAUAAAUCAAUUAGUAGCGUUUCAGGUCUAAUUAUUAAUUAUGCAUAUAAAAGUACAUAUAUUUUAAAAGUUGCAACUUUGCCUAGUGAAUACGCUUGGCAACUCGUUGAAUGUUAUCUGAUAAUGGUUACUAUAUGAAAGAAAAUGUUAUGCAUGGCAAAAGAGCAAUAUUUUUCUAAUAAAGCAUCCCCCCAUAAAAAAAACAAGGAAACUUAUUGAUCGUUUUAAUUUUAAGGUACUUGAUUGUUUAAAAGAUUUACCGAACUGCAAGAGGUGUCAGAAAUGGAUAUAUAAUAUUGUUAAUCAGUUAAAUUCUUCGUGUGGUUUUGGCAAGGAUCUUUGCUUUUAUUCAGAUUUCUUCAAAACUGAGAGACUUCCUUACGGACAGACGGA